AUGUCGGCUCAAAAAAAUGUGGUGGUGCGUGAAAAGAUUGAUAAAAUGUCGUCGGAGGUGGUCGAUACAAACCCUUACAGUCGUUUGAUGGCGUUAAAACGCAUGGGAAUUGUGGACAACUACGAGAACAUAAGAAAUUACACUGUUGCAGUAGUCGGUGUUGGGGGUGUGGGCAGUGUAACAGCUGAAAUGCUAACCAGGUGUGGUAUUGGACGACUAAUUUUAUUUGACUACGACAAAGUUGAAUUAGCAAACAUGAACAGAUUAUUCUUUCAACCUCAUCAAUCAGGCCUUAGCAAGGUUGAAGCUGCAGCUGAAACUUUAAAACACAUUAAUCCUGAUGUUGAUAUUAUGACUUACAACAUGAAUAUCACAACAGUGGAUAAUUUCGAGUUGUUCACGAAGAUUUUAACUACAAGCAAUUUAAGCAAUGGUCCAGUGGAUUUAGUAUUAAGCUGUGUAGACAACUUUGAGGCUCGUUUUGCUAUUAACUCAGCUUGCAAUGAGUUCAAUUUAAGCUGGUUUGAGUCAGGUGUCUCAGAAAAUGCUGUGUCUGGGCAUAUACAGUUUAUUAUACCUGGGGAAACAGCCUGUUUUGCUUGUGCCCCUCCUCUGAUUGUAGCCUCAAACAUCGACGAAAAAACAUUGAAACGUGACGGUGUUUGCGCGGCAAGUCUUCCAACCACCAUGGGUAUUAUAGCAGGAUUUUUGGUUCAAAAUACAUUGAAACAUUUGCUGCAAUUCGGACAGGUUACGAAUUAUUUGGGAUAUAGCGCCUUAACCGAUUUUUUUCCGACAAUGUCGCUAAAACCCAACCCUAGCUGUGAUGAUAAUCAGUGCAGGUUGAGACAAAAAGAAUAUGCUGCCAAACCAAAGCCGGAAGUGGCUGUAGAAGCAAAGGAGGAGGAUCAACCUUUCCAUGAGGAUAACGAAUGGGGUAUCAGCUUAGUAGAUGAGAGUGUGGAGGUUAAAGAUAAUAAGAUUAAUGUGGCUGAAGGUGUAACCUUGGCGUAUACAGUUCCAAAACAGGAAAGUGUCGAAGAGUGUGAAGAAGCUACAUCAUCAAAUAAAGAGAUCAGUUUGGAUGAACUUAUGGCUCAAAUGAAACAAAUUUAA
This is a messenger RNA of Brassicogethes aeneus, 1116 nucleotides long. The record is from the annotation of a GenBank genome assembly. Lineage: Eukaryota; Metazoa; Arthropoda; Insecta; Coleoptera; Nitidulidae.